UUGGCCAUCGGCGAAACUUCGCUGCCUCCGAUGACCCUACAAAACGCUCAGCUCGAGCCAAUUUUCAUCCCACUCCUGAGGAGUCGUGACAAAAACGUAGGGGAUCCUAAUAAAUCACUGAUCACUCGUUUCGCGAGCCCUGUUCCGAGGCGGCAUCUCGUUCCGGCUCUCAUCGUGUCUCUUCCAUUCUAUGAACGCACCGAUGCUGGAACGUCAUUCAUGAGCCGGCGAAUCGAAUCCAUCUCAGAAUGCGAUCGAUAAGCUCAUCCAUACCUAUACCGCGGUCUCAAUAAUAUUUAUCUCACCUGUCUCGUUCAACGCUACAGGAUGGGAUCGGUGGAUCACAUCGUUAAAGAAACUCUCGAUGUUUUGAGCAUCUAUGCGAAGCGGCUCGAAGUACUCGGCCGCGUUUUCAUGGAAUCAGGGGACGAUAACGCUCUCCAAACAUCUGAAGAACUGCGUAAGAUCUCAGCGGAAAACUCAGCGGCUCGAAAACGCCUCGAGAGAGCCAUCGAAUCCAAUCAACGGGAUGUUCUCGCAGACGUCUGGAACGUAUCUCGAAUGAAGGAGGUUUACCAUCCUGUACUCAAGAAGUUCAGCGAGUCCGUCGCUGUAUGCGCUUCUUGGAAGAACAAACCAGAGAUCUUGGCGCGCAUGGACAUGGAGAAUAGAGCCAUUAUGAAGGACGAUUUCCACCGAUACGUCAACACCACUACUUUCCCGACUGUGGUCAAAGACCACUUGUUCCAUCUGCUCACCCUGCUCACGAAGUACAACUCGAAGCUACAGACGCCAGUUCUGCGUCGGAUCCAAGAUUUGAUCCAGUGGCUGGACAAGGAACAACCGACCCUAAGCGGGAUCAAGGGAAUCGCGCCGUCGGCUAUACCGAGCACUCUGAAGAGCGUGAACGAGCUCGUAUUGAAAAUGGAUACUUUCCGUCUUCCGAAAUGCGGCUCCAAAGAUGCUGCGAAGUGCGAUGUUAUUUUGAGCGCUCGACACGUGAUCAUUCGGACUAGGGGAGGAAAUCUUUUCAGAAAAGACGAAACCGUGGAGCACCAAGCCGUAGCUAAGAUCAAGCUUCAAGAGGCCUACGAUAGCACAUCUUUCGAGCUCUUGGGGGUCGGUUUCACCAAAGUUCUUACGGCGGAAAGCCCCCAAAUUCGCGAUGACUGGAUGCAAUCGAUAAGGGAAGUGCAGAAAGCAUAUUAGAUUCAGCUUAACUUAAAUUAUGACUCGAAGGUCGGGAGACAAACAGACCGUUGUACAACGACAGGCGAAAGAUAAUAAGGUCGCUGCGGAGCGCCAUUUUAGGAGGAUUCAUACACUUUUAAAAAAUUUAGAAUGCAUUAUUUAGAAGACAAAUUUUCACACCUACCAGAAUCGAAUACGACUUCGAGAGCUGGAUGCGCGGAAUCUCGCGAUCUGAGCAUGGGGUUUCUGACGCGAGGAAUCCCCAUCUGGGUUUCAUUUGAGGUUUUCCCGAGCUGAGAAGAUGACAGUACGCUUCUUAGCGAUUUUAACCCUGAGUGUCAUGUUUUUGUGCAGCGGAGGAAAACCAUGGUGUCACAGAAAAAUUUGUACCCAUACCAAGCAAGGACAGCCUAAUAAAAGAUCAAUAAACGACAAGCCCCGU
Galendromus occidentalis (western predatory mite) is the source of this 1633-nucleotide messenger RNA. RefSeq lists its product as uncharacterized. The coding region runs from base 328 to 1209 and encodes 293 amino acids. The record is from RefSeq and is a predicted model, not a curated record. The transcript has 4 exons. Lineage: Eukaryota; Metazoa; Arthropoda; Arachnida; Mesostigmata; Phytoseiidae.